GUUCGAAAAUUCAAACUUAUUAUUCGUUUUUCUCUGCAUUAUAUCCAGACUUUGAUCAACGAACCUUAUCGCUAUAUACUAAUAUCGUGCCUCAAACAAACUGUAUCCGAAGAAACAAAUUUUUUUCAAAUCAUACAAUGAUUUCUAAUUGAAAAGUGAAGGAUUAAUCUUCCAAAAGAGAUGAAUCCACAAAUCAUGCUGGUCAGUGUGGUGGCAGCUGCUUCGAUCGUUUUUUUCGGAUUUCUCGCUUAUCGGAUGAGACUACAAUCCAACUAUCCCGAUCUAGCUAAUGUGCCACCAUUGGAGGAUAACAGUUCUCUAGAUGAAGAUCUUAAGGAUAUUUUGGCUUUCAUCCCCAUGGCCGAAGUACAACGAAUCAUUGAAAGAUAUAUGAAAUAUGACGCUCAGAUCGGCGAUACAGUGAGCUUUGUAAAUGAUCAGAAAAGAUUUAUCUUACGCGAAUUCCAAAAUAUGCCUGAAGCCCAUAAAUUGAUUUCUUUCUUGCGUCAAAACGGAUUGGACGUAGAUUCUUGGCAAGAUAAGAUACGAUAUUUUUGGAAGAUGUCACCUAGGUUCAUUAAAUACGAACCAAGUCUAGCGAACGGAGGCCUGACUGUAAUGAUUAAUAAAAUCUUGGAGACUAUACCUAUGGACGAGCUGCACGAACUAUUGCGACAGAAAGUGAAAUAUUCGGCGAGUUUUCGCAGAUUUCUACUUGCAUUGCGGUCAAAAGAUUUCCGGGAAUUUUGCACCGCGCUCGAAUCCAACGAUGUGCUGCAUCAUCAUUACUUUUGGGCGAAGGAAGGAGGUUUAGAAAUCACGUUCGCGAUCGAGCUGUUCAACGAACUGUACGUCUAUCUUACACAAACUUUGAUCACUUAA
Molecule: messenger RNA, 882 nt
Organism: Apis cerana (Asiatic honeybee)
Lineage: Eukaryota; Metazoa; Arthropoda; Insecta; Hymenoptera; Apidae
Source: RefSeq, a predicted model, not a curated record